Messenger RNA from Drosophila biarmipes, 2460 nucleotides. It is a transcript of the gene Pgant4, whose product is annotated as N-acetylgalactosaminyltransferase 4. The record is from RefSeq and is a predicted model, not a curated record. The transcript is spliced from 4 exons. The coding region runs from base 44 to 2023 and encodes 659 amino acids. Gene Ontology annotation, cellular component: Golgi apparatus. NCBI's taxonomy places the organism in Eukaryota, Metazoa, Arthropoda, Insecta, Diptera, Drosophilidae.
GUGUCACCCGGCAGCCAGGUAGCUGCUCCUCCGCCGCAUCGCCAUGCCAGCAGUCAGCACUUUGGACUACCGCCGGCAAGACGUCCAGAUGGCCAUGAAGAGGAGAUAUGUGAAGCGCCUGGUGCGCAAGGUGGUGAUGUUCCUGGUGGUCAUCGUCAGCGUUUCCCUGGUCACCACCCUGAUUGUCGAGCGGCGGAUGCGGCAGACCCCGGAGGCCGCAGAAAAGCUGGACCAGAACGGCGAUCCCGUAACGCCCUUCUUCAGGGCUGCCAAUGUGCAUCCCACGCGGAAGGCUCCACGUCCUCCUUAUCAGGAUCGCAACUCCGUGGUGGUUUUGCCCAAGAGUGACAAAUUGGAGGGUUUCCGACUGCCGGAACCCAAGGGAGAGCGCAGGGAUUGGCAUGACUACGCGUACAUGGAGGCGGAUAAGAAACGUGUGGGUUUCGGUGAGCACGGAGUGGCCGUCCAGGUCGAGGAUCCCAAUGAAAAGCAGUUGGAAACCGAAAUGUACGAGAUGAACGGCUUCAAUGGCCUCUUGUCGGACCGAAUAUCCGUCAAUCGAUCCGUGCCGGAUAUCAGACACGAGGCUUGCAAGACUCGGAAGUAUCUGGCGAAGUUGCCCAACAUCAGUGUGGUGUUCAUCUUUUUCAACGAGCACUUCAACACCUUGUUGAGGUCCAUCUACAGUGUGAUCAAUCGCACUCCACCGGAACUACUAAAGCAAAUUGUCCUCGUGGACGAUGGCAGCGAGUGGGAAGUUCUGAAGCAUCCAUUGGACGAGUACGUGGAAAAGCACUUUCCGCACCUGGUAACCAUAGUGAGAAACCCGGAGAGAAAGGGUCUGAUUGGAGCCAGGAUAGCUGGAGCCAAAGUGGCCAUCGGAGAAGUAAUGGUCUUCUUCGAUUCGCACAUCGAAGUUAACUACAAUUGGCUACCUCCCCUGAUCGAGCCCAUAGCCAUUAAUCCCAAGAUCUCCACCUGCCCCAUUGUGGAUAGCAUAGCACAUGGUGAUUUCUCUUACUCCGGUGACCUAAAGGCAGGAGCUCGUGGGGGCUUCGACUGGAAAAUGCUGUACAAACAACUGCCUGUCUUACCCGAGGAUGCAGUGGACAAGUCCAUGCCCUAUCGGAGUCCCGUGAUGAUGGGCGGCUUGUUUGCCAUCAACACGGACUUCUUCUGGGAUCUGGGUGGCUACGACGACCAGUUGGACAUCUGGGGCGGGGAGCAGUACGAGCUGAGCUUUAAGAUCUGGAUGUGCGGUGGAAUGCUGCUGGAUGUUCCCUGCUCGAGGGUGGCCCACAUAUUCCGAGGACCCAUGAAACCCAGGGGAAAUCCCAGGGGAUUCAACUUCGUUGCCAAGAACCACAAACGCGUGGCCGAGGUUUGGAUGGACGAGUACAAGCAGUAUGUGUAUUCCCGCGAUCCUGCCACCUACGACAAUGUGGAUCCCGGGGAUCUUACCAGCCAGCGGGGCAUUCGAGAGCGUUUGAAGUGCAAGAGCUUCCACUGGUUCAUGACGGAGGUGGCACCCGAUUUCCUAGAGAAAUUCCCGCCCGUGGAACCUCCUUCCUAUGCCUCCGGGGUCAUUCAAAACAUGGCCAAUCCUGUUUAUUGCCUGGACAACAUGGGAUUGGGUACCGAGAAGGCGGUGGGCAUGUUCAGCUGUGCGGAAAACAAAACCAAUCCCCAGCCCAAUCAAUUCUGGGAGCUCUCCAUUCACCGCGACUUGCGGAUGAAGCACCAGGACGGAGUGUGCCUGGAUGUCCACGAGGCACCGCCCAACGCCACCGUCUGGAUGUGGAACUGCCACAGUCAGGGUGGCAAUCAGUUCUGGUCCUAUGACAGGGAAAGCCAGAUGCUGCACCACGGAGAGCACGGCAAUCGCUGUCUGGAGGGAUUCGUGGAGAACGGUGUUGCCAGGGUGGUGGCCAGUUUUUGCGAUACGAACAACCAUCGCCAGCGCUGGGAGUUCGGAUUCCUCAACCACACCAUGCUGGACACCUUCCACGUGGGCUUGAAGUAGUCAUCUGUUUAGUAAACACCACACCCUCCUAAGUAACCGCAGGCCACAUGUCGAUCUGCUAAGUUCGGGGACCUCACGCGUCACGGGCUUAGUUCAUUGAUCGUUGUGAAGGUUUCGACGAAAAGUUCGCCAAGUAAAUUCCAUUUUUCCAUUAAUUCUUGCCCCAUGCAUUAUUGAUAUAUGACAGCGGAAAGUGAAAGAUCUGGAUGAAAGAUCAGAUCGCAGUCGCAGCGAAGAUUCUGUCCGAUCGCAGGCCUCAACUUCUGCUCUUUAUUGGCUGUAUAUACACUAUGUUUAGGUAUUCCAGUUCCGAAGAGAUCGGUUGUAAAAAUAAAAUAAAGCUUUCAAAUUAUUGAAAAAAUAAUUGAAAAUAUGUAUAUGGCAUUAAUAUAAAUAUAUGACGUAUCAAUGAUAAAAGAAAAUAAAUAAUAAACUAA